GUGCAUACAUACACAGACGCACAGCACCGCGAAAUAAAACGGGCCCGAGACAGCAGAGUGUAGAAGCGAGACAGACGCACUCGCAUGAAACCACGGGCGAACCAUGAUAAUGCAAGCUCACUUUUGUCUGACGUAGCCGACGUUUAACGGGAGAAAUACUACAGUCGCCCUCUUACUGGUGUCGGAGGGGAAAGAGCCGAAACGGGAAAAAUAGCGGAUGGUUUGACCUCAUUGUGGUUAUUUGUUGUUUUCGUCGCCCUUUUUGUGGAGAGACCACUGAUGUAACGGUUCUGGAUUUGAUGGGUUGGGUUGGCAGGACGGGAUGCACAAAAGAGCGUCUCUUACACCGUGUUUAGUUGCGGAUUAGGAGAGGGGGAUCAAACGGAGGAGGGGAAGAGGGGAACACAACAACAAGGAGACGUUCUUUAUUAGCGGGGGGAGACAGCGCCAGACCAGGAUACGGUAGCGGAGAGAAGGAGAAGACCGAAAGCGUCGCUCGAAUGAAUGUGCCGUGGUGGAUCCCGCGACGAUGCGACGACACUGCUGGGUGAUAGUGCUGGCGGGGAUGUUGUCGUACUUCAACCCGGAGAGAGCCCUUGGAGCCCCGCAGAGAGAAUUCUCUCAAUCCAGGGCUGCGUCUCUCUCUUCUCCGCCCUACGUCGUCAUUCUCAUCUCUUGCUCGGGGCUCGUCUCCUUUGUUUUACUGCUCUUCACCUGUCUGUGCUGUAAGAAGGGAGGAGUGGGAUUCAAUGUAAGUCUCCAUCAUGAGUUUGACAAUGCAGAGGGGGAGGAGUGUUCUGGGUGUUCUAGCCCCGCCCAGGAGGACAGUCUGUCCUCUUGCCCCUCCCUCCCGGAGGUCUACACCCUCCCACUCAGGGACAGGGCUAACUGCCCCGCCCUGCAGGAUGGCUCAGACUCUAAGUCGAAGUACUUCCGUAGGCACACUCUCAACUACCUUCAGGAAAUAGGAAAUGGCUGGUUUGGAAAGGUGAUCCUAGCGGAGGUGCUGUGUGACUGCAGCUCCUCCCAGGCCGUGGUGAAGGAGUUGCGGGUCAGUGCCAGCCCUCUGGAGCAGAGGAAGUUCUUGGCUGAGUCUGAGCCAUACAGGAGUCUCCAACAUCCCAACAUCCUUCAGUGUUUGGGCCAAUGCAGCGAGAGCAUUCCCUUCCUGCUGGUCAUGGAGUUCUGUCAGUUGGGCGACCUGAAGAGGUACCUGAGAGCCCAGAGGAAGUCAGAUGGGAUGACCCCUGACCUUCUGACCCGGGAAAUGCUGACCCUGCAGAGGAUGGCGUUUGAAAUCACCUCUGGCCUGCUGCACCUCCACGAGAAUAACUAUAUUCACAGUGAUCUGGCUUUGAGGAACUGUCUCCUUACCUCUGACCUCACUGUCAGAAUCGGAGACUAUGGGCUGUCUCACAACCACUACAAGGAUGACUAUUACCUAACAUCAGACAAGCUGUGGAUUCCCCUGAGGUGGAUAGCGCCAGAGCUUCUGGAGGAGUACAGAGGAUCUCUGAUCGUCACUGACCAGACCAAGACCAGCAAUCUGUGGUCUCUGGGGGUGGUGAUCUGGGAGCUGUUUGAGUUUGGUUCUCAGCCUCACAGGCACCUGAGUGAUGAGGAAGUGUUGACCUUCGUCAUCAGAGAGAGACAGAUCACCCUGGCCCAGCCACGGCUCAAACUCUCCCACGCUGACUACUGGUAUGAGAUCAUGCAGUCCUGCUGGCUCCCUCCUUCCCAACGCCCCUCCAUCGCUGAGGUAUUCCUCCUCCUCUCCUCCCUUCUGGCUGCUGAGCGAGGGAUGUCCCGAAGGAGUGUGGGAGAGGAUGAGGAUGAUGAGGACGAGGAGUAUGGGGAAGGGAGAGGAAGAAGAGGAGAGAGCGAUGAGUCAUUUGAGAGACGGUGGGAUUCUCUCCGUCCUCCGGCCUUCCAGGCUGCAGCGAGUGAACGACAGAGAGAGAGGGAGUAUGGGAAGGAUGACAGGGGGAACUCCUACCCUCUACUGGACCCCGUGGGGAACUGCAUCACCCCAUCCUCCACAGAACUCGAUGACAUCCUGACAGUCACGGAGACCAGUAAAGGGUUAAAUUUUGAGUACUUCUGGGAGAAGGCCCAUGCGAGGCGGGGCUACCAACCACUUCCUCCUCCCCAGCCAAUCCUGACGGUCAACCCAUCCCACAGACAAUCCCUGGACACACCCACUGUUGUCCCUGUGAUAAGUGCACGUAGCCCCUCCCUCGCCAGCGAGUACUUCAUCCGAUUGGAGGAGCACACCCCUCAGGAUAAGUCCCCAUCUCUUAAAGGGAAAGCGCAGUCUUUCCGUUCUGACUCGUUGUGUCCUGGAGAUCUGGAGCUAGUGGAGAUACGCAGCGGGAUGCUAGGCAAAGAACGCGUGCCGUACAGUUCUGAUGAGGAGUACACUGGGCGAGGUGGGAAAUCCAUCCAGACCGUCCGAUCCAGCGAGGUCCAGCUAAGGGUCCCCAACACUGGGGUGGCAGAGUUCAAAGACACCUCCAGUAGAGUGACUGACUUCUCUGUGGUGGAUUUAGGAGAUGAUGAUGAGGAGGAGGGGGGUGAAGGAGACAGUAGGUCAUCCACUGGUUCUCAGGCUCCUGUCCUGCCUCCCAAGCCACGUUCUAUGUCAACCUCCUCGGGCAACCACCUCCACUCGCGCCCCCUCCCUGCGCCUCCGUUGGGCUACCACCGAGUAGGGCUUGGGCUGGGUCACUAUUCCAUGAGUGGUAAGAUAGAAACGAUGGACCCUCUGAUGGGCAGCUGCCUGCCAUCAUCAUAUGAUCACUUAGGGUUCCACCGUCCUCGUCAGACCAUGCCCCCCUCCCCGUCACUCUCCCCCUCCCUACCCCAGUCCAGCCACCCCAUCUACCCCACUCCCCAAACAUGUCCUCCCCCUCUCCCACCCCACUACAAGCCCCAAAGGGGCCUGUAUCACAGCUAUGGUGUAGGUAGCUUCUCCAGAUACAGUAAGCCCCAGAUGUACUCUCAAAGAGACCCACUAUCCUGUGACUGCUCAGACCGACAAGGUGGUGUACGGCGCACAGCAUCCUUGCACAACACAAAGGGAACAUCCAAUUUCCGCUCAAAAGACUUUGACUCUCCCGUACGACGCCAGAACGUAUUUCGCCCUGUUUACCGCAACAUCUCCCACUCCGAGUCCGGGGUCCACAGAAUUGAGAGGCACUCGUCCUCCAGUCCCACCUAUUCAGAUGAGGAUGAUUCCCCCUUUAUGUCCCCUGAGAAACCCAGUGGUGGAGGGACAACCGUCCCGACCUCUAGUUUGUCAGAGGAUUCGGAUCCGGCCACAGCCGAGCUCUUCUCCAGGGGUAUGAAGAGGACUCAGUCACGCCUCGCCACCAUCCUGCCUGCCAUCUGGAGGGAGGACGCGGAACUGCAGGCGGAUAGCGUAACCGACGCCAAGAAAUCCCCCAUGCACCUGUUUCUGACUGAGAUCUCUAGUGUGUCAGAGUCAAAUGAUGCCAAGUCCAAGGAAGGGAGGACCUCAUGGGAGGGAGAGACAGAGCGGGAGAAGAAAAGGGAUGGGGAGAGGUCGGGGAACUUCCUCCAGCCCUUGAGAGGGGGGAUGCGUCGGUCCCAGUCGCUGGUCACAGAGCUGGGCUCUAUAGAACAGACAUUGGGGCCAGACAGAAACACACAGAUGGGGACAGAGUUGGAGAGGGUGAGGAAAGGCUCCAUCCAGAGAGAUCUAUUCCUCACUGAGAUCACAAACACAGGAAGGAUGGAUGCAGGCAUGGAGAGAGAUCCGGUGAAGUUCCUCCACCCUCCUGGCUCUCAUUUGCGUCCCUACACCUUCACCUGCGCCCCCGGCCUCCCGUCCUACACUGAGGCCAAGGAGGCAUACUCCAGGGGCAUGAGGAGAUCCCGAUCCCUCCUCUCCGAAAUCACAGUGGGGAGGCAGGAGUCGGAGUCACAGGAGACGGAGAAGGAGACAGAGAAGGGACAGAUGACCAGAGAGGAGUUCCUGAAGGAGAUCCAAUCAGCAGAGACCUUUUUGACGGAGAUCAUAUCCAGACAAAACACAACCGCCUUCAACAAGCAUUGCGAGGACUUGUCUCAGUCACCCACUCCAAUGUCACCAGAAUACGAGUCAAUAUGCAUAGAUCCUGACUCCUCUCAGACCAUCCGUUUCCAAUCAGAGAGUUCCAUACGUACAUCAAACAGAGGCAAAGACGAUGUAGCACCGGAGGCCAUUUACGCCCAAGUGACUAAACGGGCAAAAAAGAGUGAGAUAAAGGUCACUAUACGGCCUGAGAUCCCAGUACUGCAAAUAGGAUCAAAUAAACAGUCUGUCAAACAGGAAGAGGAAUGUCCCACAGACACGACCUGCCUCAAGGACUCACCCAGCUCACUCACAGAUCCCACCGCUGACACCAACUCUCACCCAGACUCUCAGCCCCAGCAUGGUGACUUUGUGUUCUCAGAGAUAAUGCCAAAAAAUGGCCUCCUCCUUUACCAAACAUUCCCCAGUACAAAAACAGAGGAGGACGUUUCAGAAGGUCCAGCCCUACCUGUAAGAGAAACACAGAGAGUCAGAGAAAGGGUUGAGCUCUCAAGACAAGCUCAAGUUCAGUCUUUAUCUCAAGACAGUGUUACUGGAGAAGUGGAAGAAUCUGAGAAGAAACCAUGUAAUGAUGAGUCACCUAUUUCUGCAGAUGAGAAAGAGAGCAGGGGUCAGAAUAAUGUUGGGGAAAGGAAUUGUGAGAGAAUGAAAGGUGAUGCUGAGGUCAGAGAUACAGGGCAAGGAGGUCAGAAGCAGGACGUUGAUGACAUUUUACAUGACUUAACAACAGAGACAUCAGAAACCGAUAGAGCAUGUCAAAUUGAAUCUAAAGAUCACAAGGAAGAAGGAUCAGAGAGUUCAAAAGGUUGUGACAGUCAAAUGAAGAACGACACAUCACAUUGUUCUAAUGCUCAGUCACAUAACCCAAAUGUUGAAAGCUAUAUACAAAUCAACAAACAGAAUUCACAGAUCAACCAGGAAGGAAGGUCAGACCCAAGUCAAAAGAGCCCUACAGCCGUUCCCACCACCCCAGACUGGGACCCAUCCUCUGACCUCUCUCUCUCCACCAUGACCCCCUCAGACUCAUUCCUGUCAUCUUUGACCCCCAGUUCAGCCGACUGUCUGACCCCAGGUGACCCGUGUGUUGGAGGUGAAGGACCAGGUGGUUGGAGGGUGCUGGGGACAGAAACCCCCCACAGAGACUCCGCCUACUUCUCUGACAGUGACUGGGAAGGGGAGGGGCUUAGCAGGAAGGGCAGUGAUGGACUGAGUGUGACCAGACCCGGCAGCGGACGAGGUGGAGAGAGGGGGACGCUGACAGGAAUAGAAGAGAAGACAGAAUUAGAGGAUGAGGGAGAAACCGGGGGAAAGAGACCCUUGAAGAGGAUUUCAAAUAAGGGAAUUGACAUUGAGAGGGAAAAGGAGACAGUUCUUGAACAGAAUGCUCAUGUGCAGGAUAUCUCUCAAAACAGUGAUGAUGGAUAUAAAGACAUAUCGAGUAUUCAGGAGAACGAUCUCAGUCUGAAAGAAGUAGAACAUAAAACAGGGUUAGAAUCAGAACAGAGAGAAGAUUCUGGAAUGUUCCACAAUGAGAGCGGAGAGUCAGAUGAAAAGGGCCUAGUCCAUCCGGGACUACUGUCUGAUAACUCACAGACCAAGGAGAACAAUGAGUUUAUAGCUAAGCUGUUCUCUAAUUUAGAUGAUACACCUCUCAAAGGGUUCUCUUACAAUGAUGGAACUCAAAUUUGUAAUCAUUACACAGAAGGUGUGAUUUCUCAUGUGGAGUCGAAUGAUUUUAGAUUCCAUGACUCCACAGACAAAGACUUGACAUUGCCUUCUAAUAAUACCACUAAGACAGAUUGUUUGAAAUUAAUAUCUGCCAUUCAGACAAAGGAUAACAAACUUGAGAAUGAAGAACUUCCAGGUAUUGAAGAGAGAGAAAAUGAUAAUUCCAUGAAAGACACUACGGAACCAGUGACAGCGUUACAUGGCGACCAUGAUAACAGAGAAUCCAGGCUAUCUAGGUUCUACGGUAUUCAAACCAGCGAGGUCAAACUCAGUGACGAUAUUCCAGUAGUACUGGAGCCCAAUGACGGAGAGAGCACCAAUGACGAAGAGAGCAAACUGGCUUCUUCUUUCUGGGCCGAGGGGGACACUGAAGAGUCUGAAAGAGAAGACGGACAAGGUUUGGAGAUUCAACACACAGACGCCAAUGAGCUUGGCCUGAGAAAUUUGUGUUACUCAGAGGAAAGCGAAGACGAGAGGGCCAAGGCCAAAUCAGAGACAGAGAAACAGCUUGCCGCUGGAGAGCUGUGUAAUGCCAUGAAGGAGAAAUCUCCUCAAAGAGGACCAGUGACGGGGAGCCAGAGUGGGUCUUUGAGCAGGGAUGGGUCUGCUGAGACUGUGGACAGGGAGUCAUCUAAGGAUCUGGAGUUGAAGGCUAAAGAGCUGUGGAACACUCUGGAGGAGGGGGAGGGGAGAGGGGGAGGAGUGGUGAGGGGCGAGUUCGACUGUCACCGUUUCCAGCAGGGAGACCUGCACCUGUGGCCAUCGGAGAACGACCAGUGGGCCUCGUCGGAGAGCAGAAUCCAGGAAGCUGAACUCGGAUUGGAAUUCUUCUCAGCGUUCGGAAAGACCUGGGAGGAAAGGGAGCAGCUGGUGGUAGGCCGGGAAUUCUGGGAGGCUGAGGAGAACGAUGAACUGGCGAGGAGUGAGCCUCAUCCAGCCGUCCUCCAAGAUAGUGAAGAUAAUUCUAAUGACGAGAGGCAGGGACGGGUAGCCUACCUGGAAAUAAAGGGAGAGUUGUCCCAGAAACAGGCUCUUUCCAGUAGCAUUGACAGCCAACUAUCCCAGGCACUGGAUGUACAGCAAGAGGAAAAUAUAGAAAAUCCAGAUAGGUUUGACGAUGAUGAUGAGCAAAAUGUUGAAGGUGAUCAGCUAGUGGUUGAGGUGGAAAACCGAGAAAUCCCAGAGCAUGAGACCUUUGCAAGAGGGAGGGAGCAGUUCAGGUCACUCACUGAGACGGGUGGAGACAGUAAAAGUCAAACUGCAUCUCUUCUAAACGACUUGGAUGGAAAUAUUGCUCAAGAUGAGGGAAAUCAGAACUUCAACAGGUUGAAUCAUCUCAGUGAAGUGGAAGAAGGGGCAAUGGCCGAAAAUAGCCUAGAAAAAGAACAGGACUUUGAAUUAGACAACCAUCUUGCUCCCACAGUAAAGAGUAUAUAUUUGGGUGUAUCUAUCUGCCUCACUGGAGUACCACAGGUAGAUUUGUCAGGAUUACAACAUAUUGAGCCAAGCAUAUGCAUUGAAGAAGCUGACUCUACUUGCCAGCUUGUGGGGGAGGACAGAGAAGGGGGAGUAGACAUUGUAAACACAAGUGAGGAUUUGAGAGACAUAUCUCUUCUAUGUGACCUGGUGUCUUAUCCCAAUGAUAAUGACUUGGAGGAUAUAGCAUCUUGUACAGAUCUGUCUGGUUCACAAGGAGACAACUUUCAGUUCAGUUCUGUAGACUUUCCCAGCCCUCCUCCUAGCAUAGAUCUUGAUAUGCAAGAAGACAGGUUGCAGAGUUUAGAUGAUUCUUUUCCUAGUCCCCCACCUUCUGUCAUAGAAAUAGACGACGAUAGCGAUCUUAUAAACCUUGAUUAUUUAGGCUCAGAUUUCAUUACCAGUGCUGAGAGAGACCCAACAAUGCCCCCCACUCCUCACACUGAUAUCCUAGAGCCACCACCCUUACAACCCACCACAACCCACAGCAGAGGGAUCUCUGCAAACCUCAACCUUUCACCUGUACAUUCAACACUUCCAGUAUUCUCAGGUGAAAGCCAGAGCCAGAGCCGCCUCACAUCAAACAUGUCCGAGGAUGACAGAUAUAACCUGUCCCAGAAAAACACAACCACCACCUCCACCACACUCCUGUCAUUCCCCCAGAGUCCCCUCAACACCAUCCCAGAGCUGUUGAUAUCUGAGUGGAAGGAUUUGGAUGAGGAGCCUCUGGAAGAUUUUGAGAAACUGGAGCAGCUGUGCUGCAUAUCUGGGGAUGAGGAGGACACCCUGGGUGACCUCUUCCUGGGGAAUCUGGAGCUGUUGGAGUCUAUGAAGAAGACGCCUGAGCAGAAAGAUAAGGGUUCUGGAGAGAGUGAUAAAGGUGAAGAGACCUGUGGGACCUCCAUGCCUGAGGGGAAGAGGAGAGUGGAACUGAAAGAGGAAGUUGACGGAAUCUCUGAGAGCGCUGACUGGCUGGCCAGGUCGGUUCCAUCGGCAGUCCAGGACAUCCCAACUGGGGCUAAACUUUCACCUCAAGAGGAGAGGCGUGAACGACAGUUCCCAUCAACCUUUUCACCAUGUCAUUCUCCUGACUCCAAGGACCAGAGGUCACUUUCCAAGAUGCCCACUAAAAAUGGCCUAAUGAUGCAGGUGUGUGAGGAGAGACUGCAGUUCUCUCUCUGUGAGAACGUUAAAACGAACGUCCUCCGGGGGGCGACAGUGAGCGACAGCGUCAUUCUCCACCCAUGGGGAGACCAGCCCUUAGAUGGGGGUGGAGACACAGUCAGUGUGAAGGAUGUAGGAAGCGAAGAGGAGCCGGACACCGAACCCAAUUCUGAACCCCAGAGUGAGUCUGAUGCGACUGACAGUGAACCACUGACUGUGAUCCAGCAGCCAGAAGUUACACCCCCUCAGCCUGUGGCAAACCAAGCAAUGAAAGCCAAACUGGCUCGCCUGUCCCUCUCCCUCUCCCUCCCUCCUCUCCCUCUUGCUCUCCCUCUCUCCUCCAGUCCCAAGGGAGGGUUCAGGGAGGGCGGGCUACACCGAGACAGGAGUGGGAGACGGAGGGGUGCGUCCCCAGGAAGUGACCCCGAUGAGGAUGAGGAAGAAGAGCAGGAAGACGAAGGCUCCAGGAGGGUGAUUGUUGUCACGGAAACAGACGUUGGCAAAAGGGUGGGGCUCAGGAGUCUGCUGAAGUCGCCAAGGGAACCGAUAGACAAAGAGAAAGACAGAGGGAGAAACGUGUCCUUUUUUGAUGAUGUCACUGUCUAUCUCUUUGAUCAGGAAACUCCAACCAGUGAGCUGAGUAGUUCCACCCGCACCAGUCCAGCUCCAGCUCCUAACAAAAGCACUAAAUUUGAUUUACAUGGAGCAAACAGCAAAGGCAAAGACUCCAAAAGAAAAGGGGACUUGUCAGUCAAACCGAGGUCGCCCGUGGCGGCCAACCCAGUGACAUCCUCGCGUUUUACCGUCAGCCCAGCCGAUGACCCCCACUUGGUGUGAGGCAGGGUUCCGGAAUCCUCUGAGUUGUUCUGUAACCCUCAGAACAGGGACCUUCUGAGAGUGGCCAGUGGAUUCCCCUCCGUCCAUAACCAUUCUCAGAGGCUAUUUUUUUAUCGAUCAGGCAACGGAAAGAAAAGACUCCCGUUCUAAAAGCUGGACACAUUCCAGGUUUAACCAGCUACCAGUCCUUGUACGAGAAAGGUUGUUGAUAUAAUAACUCCUCCCUUUGCCACUGUAUCCUAGGGUCGAUUUAUAGACACUGGCUGGAAGUGGUUGAUGGCAAAGGCAGUUUGUCCUAGGCGAAGAAGAGUCUGGAGCUUUGUAAAAUCUGAAACGGAUCUGACGGCUAUGCAAUGGGAGUCAUUGUGUACCAGCUUACCUUCUCUUUACCUGCUUCUUUCGGUUGUCUUUACCCAGUAUGUACUGGGGGAUGCACUUUCUUUUAGUCAUGUAUCUGUCUGUGUGUAAGCUUGGAUUGAAAUCUUAACUUUGUAAAAACGAUUUUCAUUUCAGUCAGUCAUACUUGUAGGCAGCAGUUGGGGCCAGAAAACAAUCUUAACUCCUGUAUUUGAGAGUACUCAUUCAACAUUUGUACAAAGAUAGUGAUACAAGUGUAUACAAUAUAAUUUUAGAGCUGUUUAAUUUAGAUGUAUUCUUAGACUGCACGAAAAGAUGAAAACAAGCUAUGUUUCUAUAUACUUUUAUUCUAAAAGACUAUGUCUAGCUAUUAUUUAUUUAAUUUAUUCAUUAUUUAUAUAAAAAAUAUUUCCAUGCUUUGUAAAUAUUGUUUAUUUAUUUUGGUGCAAUUAAUUUAUCUCAGAAUUGUUUUGGACAAAAUGCAUCUAAGUAAUAGCUUCUCGGUUGAAUUAUUCUUCAUAACAAAUAAAGCAAGAUAUUUUUCCCAACCCCCAAAAAUAUUUUGUCUAAUUUCAUGUCUUUAUAACUGCCAUCCUGUCCUUAACUUAUGUCCUCAACUUGCAGGGUUUCCCAAACUCGGUCCCGAGGCCACCUUCUGGGUGCAUGUUUUGGUUUUUGUCCUAGCACUACACAAUUGAUUCAAAUAACCAACUCAUUAUCAAGCUUUGAUUAUUUUAAUCAGCUGUGUAGUUGCUAGGGAAAAGGUCAAAACGUGCACCCAAGGGGGGCCCCAGGACUGAGUUUGGAAAACCCUGCUCUAAUAUAUAUAUAUAACAUAUUUCAUUAUUUUCUAAUAUGAUUCAAUGUAUAAUUGUCUUGUCAUAAUUUUACUUUGUUUGAGGACAAUUGAUGUAUCUUAGCAUGAUAAAAUGGAAGCUUCUCAUCGGUAAAUAUCUCCAAAAGUUAAUGCAUUUGUUGAUUUACAUUAAUUUUCUACUAAUAGCAACCCAUCAUGCAGUCAAGCUCCAACUAGUCCCUUUGUUUAGUCUGUUUCAACAUCCGUUUAAAACCUGUAUUGUUGAAAGAAUGGGUUUCAUGGGAUACUGUAUAAAACCAGGGGAAAUAAAAACAACAUAAAAACUGUGAAACAUUUAUUGAACUGUUUGAUGAAAAUAAAUUGUACUGUCUUAUA
Molecule: messenger RNA, 10850 nt
Organism: Salmo salar (Atlantic salmon)
Lineage: Eukaryota; Metazoa; Chordata; Actinopteri; Salmoniformes; Salmonidae
Biological process (GO): protein phosphorylation
Molecular function (GO): ATP binding; protein kinase activity
Source: RefSeq, a predicted model, not a curated record